AUGGGGCCCAGCACCCCGAAAAACUGGCUAAAAUCGCCCCUGGUUUUAACCCACUUUGGCAAGGACGGCCUAAAGCUUGUACGUCAGUAUGAGCAAACAGCACGUAAGAUGGCGGACUACAGGAACCACCUGAGAUUCAGCCUCAGAUCCCGACAAAACAGGAUUACUCCUAAAAGUCUGCAAAUGAGCACUUCAGUUAAAGGCUUCCGGGCAACAAAAAUUCUCCAGAAGGCACAGCAUCAGUUGCUUAAUGAACGGGUGAGGCAAACAAAUUUUACCAUUGACAUGCUAAAUUCUCAAGAGGAGCGGAUCCGACAGAGACUGACAAUGCUUUUAGAUGAGAAUACUCUUAAAAAGGUGUUUGACUUUACUGAGAAGGCUCGUCUAACACAGCACAAGAAGUCUAAGACCAGGCAACAAAGGAAGUUUGACUUACUUGUUGUUCAUCAGAAACCACUGCAAAAUAUGGAGAGUGUCCUCAGUGACCAGAAGAGACAAGGAUGCGACACCGAGGAUGUGGACAAGUGGGUAAAGAAUUUGUCUGACAGAAAGCUCACUCAAACAGAGAAAACCAUCCUUGCUAAAGGGUUAAAUUUUGCUGUCACACCGAGACAAAUCCCGCUAGUGGAGCUGAUCACAGCCACAGAAACAGCAAUUCGUAACAACAAUAUUGCAGAAGUGGAAGCAGAGCAACUACGGACGAAAGUUUCGGCCUGUCUCAGCAAUGCAAAGCCCCCAGCAUCCAACAUCACCAUGGAGGAGAGGAAGGUACUCACAUCACUUAGUCAUGACAACAACGUUAUCAUCCUUCCGGCAGACAAGGGUAGGUGCACAGUAUUGCUAAACCAGAAGGAAUAUCAUGAGAAAAUUUUGUCACUACUCAGUGAUGAAAAUACUUAUGAGCCCCUGAAACGAGACCCAGGAAGUGGCUACAGGAAGAGGGUGAUAGACUGUCUGAAGCAGUUAGAACAAGACAAGGCUAUUGACCGGACCUCAUACCACAGGCUGUACCCAGGGGAAUCGACACCAAGCCUGUAUGGUUUACCAAAAAUACAUAAACAGGGUGCACCUUUAAGACCGAUUGUCUGCAUGAUCAACUCGGUCACCUAUAACAUCUCCAGGUUUCUGGCUUCGAUCCUCAACCCGCUGCUGGGCAGCUCUGAACACCACAUCCAGAACACCCUGGAUUUUGUUGAGAAGGUGAGAGAUGUCAUUAUGGAGGCAGAUGAAACCAUGGUCUCGUACGACGUUACAUCUCUCUUCACUUGCAUCCCAGUCACGGAAGCGUUGGAGGUAGUCCGUAAGAGAUUACAGGAUGACACCAACCUCAGCAACAGGACCACUCUCAGCAUCAACCAAGUGUGUUUGCUUUUGGAACUGUGUCUUCAUUCCACCUACUUCACAUACAAGGGUCAGUUCUACAGGCAGAAACAUGGGUGUGCCAUGGGCUCCCCAGUUUCACCCAUCGUGUCGAAUUUGUACAUGGAAGAAGUGGAAAAGAGGGCUUUGCUAUCCUUUAAAAAAGAAUGGACUCUAUAUUUAGGCUUUAAUGACAUUCCUGGAACAUCAGCAUCUAGCGACUACGCCAACACUUCCACCUGGCCAUCCCUCAAACUCUCCGUGAGGCGCUCCGUGAGGCUGAAAGGGCCGAGCUUGUGCUCACCUCGCGACCGAACCAGCACUUGGACCCCCCCAAACUACCCUCAAAUCAGAGCCGCGGACUGCAAAGGGGAGGGGGAGGUCGCGGAAAUAUGCCAGCUGCAGCCCUCGGUGCCCUGGAGGCGUCCUCGUCGACCGACCAACCGCUGCUACCGGUGCGAUGAGCCCGGCCACGUGGCGCGCGACUGCCCAGCACCCACCCCGAAGACCAGAACUACGCAGCCUCAGGGAAACGGGGUGGAAGCGGUGUAG
Molecule: messenger RNA, 1911 nt
Organism: Oreochromis aureus
Lineage: Eukaryota; Metazoa; Chordata; Actinopteri; Cichliformes; Cichlidae
Exons: 3
Coding region: 1-1911 (636 amino acids)
Molecular function (GO): zinc ion binding; nucleic acid binding
Source: RefSeq, a predicted model, not a curated record